AUGUCUGCACCAAACUCCAGAAAACGCGCAGCGCCUGGCGUGUCGCCGAUUGUGCCGAUGCAGCAAAAUGUGCAGCAAGCAUUCCCAUCAGACGGCAUGUCCGAUGCGAUGACGCGCUGGAGCGGUGCGGCUGACACCGCCGCUUUUCUCGACAAUAAUGUCUACGCUGCGAGCCCAUAUCCCAAUGCCGGUCAGUUCCAGCAGCCCAUUCCAGGGCCGUCCAACGCGGUGGCUCGCCGUCCGAUGAACCAGUCUUUCUUGCCGACGAACGCGCGAGGCGCAUACGACCCGAACGCAGAUCCCUGGACUCCUUUUCCCGAUGUCGAGGGCGCGCUGGUGCAGCACACCAACGGCGAGGGCAACCCGGAGGAGGAGAGCGUGGAGAAGCUGGAAGAGCUGGCAGCCAAAGCCAAGCGUGAGGCGCACGCCAAGCGCAAACAGAUCCCACCAUUUAUACAGAAACUUAGCAGCUUUUUGGAAGAGCGCAAAAAUGAAGAUCUCAUCCGCUGGUCGGAGAGGGGCGACUCGUUUAUAGUUUUCAACGAGGAGGAAUUCGCCAAGAAGUUGAUUCCCGAGCUCUUCAAACACAACAACUACGCCUCAUUCGUUCGGCAACUCAACAUGUAUGGCUUCCAUAAAUGUGUUGGCCUGUCCGACAAUUCCAUGCGCGCCAGCGAGAGGAAGAAUAAGAGUCCCAAUGAGUACAAAAAUCCUUAUUUCCGAAGAGGACAUCCCAACCUGCUAUGGCUCAUCAACAAACCCAAGGGCAAGAAAGAAGCGACAACUAAGAGUGCUUUCGGGCAAGGCGGCAGCGAUGAUGAGAUUGCCAACGAGGAGAGCACCAACCAGCCCAGCCCGAACAACGCAAGUAUCCCCGCCGGCCGCACAUUGCCGUCAACAGAGAGCGCCGCUCCGCCCAAGAAAGAACUGUCUGUGAUACACGAGGAGCUCCACAAGGUCCGGGAGAAGCAGAAACUGAUUCUCGGAGCUAUCAACGCCUUGCAGCGUAACAAUAACGAGCUCUACAACCAGGCGCUACUGUUUCAAAAUCAGCACGACCGACAUCAGAACUCUAUCAAUGCCAUACUUAACUUUCUCGCCAAUGUCUUUCGUAAGACGCUCGAAGACCAGAGCGGGUCUGGCAAUGUUACCGACAUGAUAAGUAGUAUGCUGAAUAGCCAGGGUCAGCAAGGACACGGGAGCGUGGUCGAUCUCGGUGACCUUUUCCAGGCGCAGAUGGAUCCUUCAGGCUCUCUCGGAGGUGCCGCGAACAAGCGUACGCGAGGUUUGCUGCCGCCUAUCCCGGACCAGCAGGCUUCUGCCCAGCAGAGCCCAUCACCGUCUGUUUCCAACUACCAGUCUGGAGGUGUUCAUAACCCCGAAAUGGGCCAUGUAACGGAGCUUCUAGACACGGACACGCCAUCGCCUUCGCUGCGCCACGAGCUCGAGGCCAACCCGCAGGAGCGAAUGAUGAAGAUUAUAAACGACCAUAACGCCACCAGCACCCCGACAGCACUGGAUCCAGGAGCGGCCGAACUCGUAGCCAACGCGCCCAACACGCUGAAUAACGACCAGCGCAGUCAGCUCGUCAACUUUAUGGCCAACCAAUCUUCACCCGGCUCAUCCGCAACGCCGAACUCAUCAGCACAGCUGCCUAGCCGGGCUCCCACAUCGCAACGUCGCUCAACGUCCGCUACGCCACAGCCCGAUGCGGCCACCAAGCCGUCGCCGCCGUCUCUGUCACCGAUUAUGCGAUCGCCCAUGAUGCCCGCGCCGUCACUCAAUCACAUAAGCGCCAACCAGGAAGAGCUGGACCGCUUACAGCGCCUGCAAAACGAUCAAGAUGCCAAAAUCAGUGAACUGGGCGAAUUGCUCGGGCCGCUUAGCCCGUCGGGCCGCAUCCCUGGUUUGGACGGGUCAGACGGCUUCUUUGACACAAAUAACGUGGACCUGGACCAGUACCUUAACAACGAUGCUUUUUUUCAGGACGGCAGCUUUGGCGACGGGACCGAUUUCAACUUUAAUCUGGACGCCGACGCCGCGGCCGCCGCCGCCGCGGCCGCUGCGGUCCAGCAGGGAAGAAACGACACUCCGAGCCCGACAGGGACAGAAGAGAUUCUUCGCGAUGACUUGAACAGUCCUACCAGAGAUUCUAAGCGCCAGCGCACGACCUAG
Molecule: messenger RNA, 2175 nt
Organism: Beauveria bassiana ARSEF 2860
Lineage: Eukaryota; Fungi; Ascomycota; Sordariomycetes; Hypocreales; Cordycipitaceae
Product: heat shock factor protein
Exons: 2
Coding region: 1-2175 (724 amino acids)
Biological process (GO): regulation of DNA-templated transcription
Molecular function (GO): DNA-binding transcription factor activity; sequence-specific DNA binding
Source: RefSeq, a predicted model, not a curated record